Fonsecaea nubica is the source of this 1839-nucleotide messenger RNA. RefSeq lists its product as hypothetical. The record is from RefSeq and is a predicted model, not a curated record. Bases 1 to 1839 code for a protein of 612 amino acids. The transcript has a single exon. Gene Ontology annotation, molecular function: catalytic activity. Lineage: Eukaryota; Fungi; Ascomycota; Eurotiomycetes; Chaetothyriales; Herpotrichiellaceae.
AUGAAGGUUACUGAUGCUUUUUUGUGCCUCUGCGCAGCCUCUCUUUCAUUCGCUCUUGUCUCAGCACAAACCAUUGCUCAGAUCAAUGGGAAUCGCUUCGUCUCACCGUACCGCAACCAAAAUGUCUACAACGUCACAGGACUGGUCACUGCCAUCGGACCAGAUGGGCUGUGGAUCCGCUCUACCACUCCAGACUCGGACAUUCGUACCUCUGAGUCGGUCUAUGUCUUCGGCCGUAUCUCCAGCAAUGUUACCUUGACUACGGGUGAUAUCGUUGUGCUCGACGGGAUUGUUUCCGAGUACAGGUCCAACUCGGCAUAUCUGUACAUGACAGAGAUUUCUCGGCCUACCAAUGUAAAGGUGCUGUCCCGGGACAACGAGGUGAAACCGGUUGUUCUGGGAAAACAAGACACCAGCCCACCGACAGAGCAGUUCACCUCACUGGACAACGGUGAUGUCUUUGGGGUGCCGAACAAUGUCAGUCUGAUCUCCGUGGUGAACCCUGUCCUUCAACCAUGGACCUACGGCCUUGAUUUCUGGGAGAGUCUGUUGGGCGAGCUGGUCACCGUCAAAAGACCCAAUGCUGUUGGCAAACCGAACUCGUACAAUGAAACCUGGGUAGUUGGGAAUUGGAGGAAGACUGGCAAGAACAAAAGAGGAGGUUUGACCCUGACUCCAGGAGACGGGAAUCCUGAAGCCAUUAUUAUCGGUACGCCCCUCGAUGGCACCGUUAAUCCGGAAAAUAUCAAGCUUGGGGACGACCUCGAAGACAUCACCGGUAUCGUGUACCAGGAAUUUGGGCUUUACUACAUCCUUCCAUUGACAAGCCUUUCCAUCAUCGACUCGAAGCAACCGGCAUUGCCAGACCCUAUCAGUUGGGACUCGAAGGGGAGCUGCAAGAAAAUCACGGUGGGACAGUAUAAUGUUGACAAUCUGGCUUCAAACUCCGCCACCCUGCCUGGCAUCGCUUACGAUAUUGCCUACUAUCUCAACUCUCCGGAUCUGGUAUUCUUACAAGAAAUUCAAGAUAACAGUGGUCCUACAGACGACGGCGUCGUAAGUGCCAAUAUCACAUUGGAGACCCUUGUGAGCGCGAUCGAAGACGCCGGGGGAGUGUCAUACAGCUACGUUGACAUCGAUCCUAUCAACGACGAAGACGGCGGCGAGCCCGGUGGCAACAUCCGCGUCGCCUAUCUUUACAACCCUGACGUCCUACACCUUAAGAAUCCCAACCCAGGCUCCUCCGUUGACGCCAACGAAGUGCUCCCAGGUCCGUCACUGAAGUACAACCCUGGCCUAGUCGAUCCAACAAACUCAGCCUGGCAAGACAGUCGUAAACCGCUGGCGGCAGAAUGGGAAACGGUUAAAGAUAAAUCUACACUUUUCACUGUGGUCGUCCACUUUACAUCCAAGGGUGGCAGCUCCUCGAUUGAAGGCGACCCGCGCCCGCCUGUCAACCUCGGGGUAGAUCAGCGCAAGGCCCAAGCGAAUGUGACUGGAACAUUUGUCUCGCAGAUCCUUGAUCACGAUCCCCACGCCGCCGUCAUCGUUGCAGGAGACUUUAACGAAUACGCAUUCGUGGAGCCUUUGGAGACCUUUACUGCGGUCUCUGGGCUCGUGAACAUGGACGACGCUGCGGGCAUUGCCCCCACCGAACGAUACACGUAUAUUUUCGACAUGAGUUGUGAGGAGUUGGACCAUAUGUUUGUGAGCCCCAGAAUAGCCGGCACUCCUGGAGCCAGGCCGGAUUUCAAACACGUACAUGUCAACACAUGGGCGGCAUACGCCGAUCAGAAGUCGGAUCACGAUCCCAGUGUGGCGAGGCUGAAUAUUUGCUAG